GGUUGUUCAACCAAGAAAAGCUGGCCGGUCAAUGAGCGGGUGGCCACUGCCCCAAAUUCCAAGUCGGUUCGUCCUGGGCAAAUGUCGCUGCAAUCGUCCAAUGUGUCUGUCGUGGCUGGCCUUGUUGUCGCCGGCUUAGCUCUGGCGUGGAGCGGUACCUUGGUCUACCUCUUUGCGCCCCACUUCCAACAAGACCACGAAAUUCGACAAACCGCUGCACAACACCGCCAAGACAUGAAGCACAAGGACAAAAAGUCCCGCGAACGGGAAACGUCCAUCACCAAUGGUGAAGACGUGAAAAUGAUGGACAAGCAGGCGCUAGUGGAUGUUCGCAUCUCGGAGAUCCGACCGCUCCUGCCGCCGGCGUGCCUUUUGGAGGAAAUCCCUCGUACUGUCAACAUCGCUCGAACUGUCAACAAAGGUCGCCAGGGUGUGUCGAACAUCCUGUGUCGCAUGGACGACCGCUUAGUCGUGGUCGUUGGCCCUUGCUCAAUUCACGAUGUGAAGGCCGCGCUAGAAUAUGCUGAAAAGCUGAAGAAUAUCGCGGACGAACUCGACAACGAUUUGCUCAUUAUCAUGCGCGUGUACUUUGAAAAGCCUCGCACGACUGUGGGCUGGAAGGGCCUCAUCAACGACCCCGACAUCGACGGCACGUUCAACAUCAACAAGGGCUUGCGAAUUGCGCGUGAGUUGCUGUCUGAAAUCAACCAAAUGGGCCUCCCUGCCGGAUGUGAAUUCCUCGACACGAUUUCGCCUCAGUUUUUCAGUGAUUUGGUGAGCUGGGGAGCCAUCGGUGCGCGGACAACGGAGUGUCAAUUGCACCGCGAGUUAACUUCUGGCUUGUCGAUGCCAGUUGGUUUUAAGAACGGCACAGGCGGAUCCUUGCAACUUGCUGUCGAUGCAGUUGUGUCGGCUGCGCACCCACACUGUUUCCUGAGCGUGAGCAAUCAAGGGCUCGCUGCCAUCGUAAAGACCUCGGGCAACGAAGCGUGCCACGUCAUUCUCCGAGGUGGCACCACUGGUCCAAACUACAAGAAGGAGCACGUUGACAAGGUGGCGGAGCUCCUGAAGAGAGCAAAUCGGUUGGAAAACGUCAUGGUCGAUUGCUCCCACGGCAAUUCGAACAAGAAUCACAACAACCAGCCGCUGGUCGCGCAGGACUUGGUACUUACGCCAGGCAAUCAUGCCUUCGUGCUGGACUUGACGUUGCUGUUAGGCAAACCAAAUUGCAGCAGGCGAUGCUAGAAUUGUGGGCUUGAUGCUCGAAUCGAACCUCCAACCCGGUGCGCAGAAACUGAACCCAGGUGUACCUCUCGAAUAUGGGAAGAGCAUCACGGACGCCUGCAUUGGAUGGGAAGAAACGGUAAGUGUGCUCAAAGAGCUGGCCGAUGCCGUGCAACAACGACGACAUGCCAAAAGCACGGGGCAGUAGACGAGUUGCAAAGUUUC
This is a messenger RNA of Aphanomyces invadans, 1449 nucleotides long. RefSeq names its product 3-deoxy-7-phosphoheptulonate synthase, variant. The transcript has 8 exons. The record is from RefSeq and is a predicted model, not a curated record. Lineage: Eukaryota; Oomycota; Saprolegniomycetes; Saprolegniales; Verrucalvaceae. Bases 82 to 1245 code for a protein of 387 amino acids. Gene Ontology annotation, molecular function: 3-deoxy-7-phosphoheptulonate synthase activity. Gene Ontology annotation, biological process: aromatic amino acid biosynthetic process. Gene Ontology annotation, cellular component: cytoplasm.